Messenger RNA from Paracoccidioides lutzii Pb01, 309 nucleotides. RefSeq lists its product as hypothetical. The transcript has 2 exons. Bases 1 to 309 code for a protein of 102 amino acids. The record is from RefSeq and is a predicted model, not a curated record.
AUGGCUGAUGCCGUCAAAAUUAUCCAGCUGGUGGAGGAGGAUACGGAGCGGGAUUGGCCAGCGGAUAUAGUUGACAUUAUGGAGGAAUUGGAAAAUGAAAGGCCGAUGGGUUUUGAGUUUAAAAACCUUUCAUGGUAUGAUCUGCACCGAGCAGCAAUGAUCUCCCAACGUAUGGACCGAAGCCGUCAAAGCAGAGAAGACUCUUUCCGGUCCAUGCCUGAGGGUGGGCAGUUGAUACAAGUGACCAGCGGAUCGGCUUCUCAGCCUAUAGCCGACCAAUACAAUUCCGCAAAAGGGAGUCUGUGGUAA